Molecule: messenger RNA, 2733 nt
Organism: Helianthus annuus (common sunflower)
Lineage: Eukaryota; Viridiplantae; Streptophyta; Magnoliopsida; Asterales; Asteraceae
Exons: 4
Coding region: 1-2733 (910 amino acids)
Biological process (GO): DNA repair; telomere maintenance
Molecular function (GO): DNA helicase activity
Source: RefSeq, a predicted model, not a curated record
AUGAAAGACUUCCGAGAGAAAUCUUUAUUCGGCAAUGCAUCGGCAGUUGUCUAUACUAUAGAGUUUCAGAAACGAGGGCUACCGCAUGCGCAUAUCUGUCUGUUCUUACAUGACGAAAGUAAGCUUCCUUCGGUUGAGCAUGUUGACAACUUCAUUUCUGCCGAGAUACCUGACAAAAACUUAGAACCAGAUCUAUAUACUCUUGUCAGCGAGUAUAUGAUUCACGGACCUUGUGGUGUUGCAAAACCAAAUUGCCCGUGUAUGGUCGACGGUAAAUGUUCGAAGAAAUUUCCUAAGAAGUUCUGUGAUAAGACUUCUCUAGAUUCUAAUGGUUAUCCGGCUGCGUCUAUUAAGUAUUUGUUUAAAUACAUUAACAAAGGACCAGAUAGGGCUGAAUUUGGUUUUGUACCAAAUGGUGAUGAAGGUCAGCUUGAAGAUGGAAAAGAUGAAAUCAAAGAGUAUUACGAUUGUAGAUAUCUCUCGGCGUGCGAAGCUUCAUGGCGCAUAUUUGCAUUUGAUGUUCAUUAUCGUUAUCCAUCUGUAAUCAGGCUUCCGUUUCAUCUACCUGAUAAACAAAACGUUAUAUACGGCCCUGAUAACGAAGUUGAUAGUGUUCUAGAAAAACGUUCUGUUUCUUCUACGAUGUUUUUGGGGUGGAUGGAAAAGAACGAAAAAGAUCCGUUGGAACGCACCCUUACUUACGUUGAGUUCCCAACUAAAUUUGUUUGGAAGAAGGAUGAAAGGAUAUGGGAUAAACGCAUAAUAGGCAAAACCAUUGGUCGUAUUCAUUGUGUGAAUCCUUCUAUGGGCGAGGCAUACUUUUUAAGAAUUCUUCUUAAUAAGGUAGUAGGUCCUAAGUCUUUUGAAGACAUUCGUACUGUAAAUGGACAAGUCUUCCCAACAUUUAGAGAUGCGUGCUACGCUAGAGGCCUUUUAGAUGACGACAAGGAGUAUAUAGAAGCUAUCAAAGAGGCGUACUACACAGGUUCUGGUUACUAUCUUCGUAAUCUGUUUGCUACAAUGUUGGCGUCUAAUACCUUAUCAAAGCCUGAACAUGUUUGGGAAAACACAUGGGAGUACCUUGCGGAUGGUUUGUCUCUUCCAGAAGAACAAAUAAGGAACCUAACGUUGUUGGAAAUUGAGCGUUACUUAUUACGUAACAACUCAAGUUUAAGUCGGUUUCCGUCUAUGCCUCAACCCGACAGUGAAUCAAUAUAUUCAGCAGACAACCGUUUAAUUGCUGAUGAGCUUAGGUACGAUGUAAGCGCUACUGCCAUUGAAUUUGAUAAUAAUUUAAGCAGCCUAACCGAUGAGCAGCGUUUAGUGUUUGAUGAGAUAAUUGAAGCAGUUAAUAGUAAUGCUGGUGGUUUGUUCUUCGUAUAUGGCUACGGAGGUACUGGUAAGACGUUUCUUUGGAAGACAUUAUCUGCAUCCAUUAGUAAAGGCGAUAUUGUACUAAAUGUUGCAUCAAGUGGAAUCGCAUCUCUGUUGUUACCUGGUGGGCGUACUGCACAUUCAAGGUUUCAUAUACCUCUAAAUUUAAUAGAAACCUCGAUGUGUUUUAUUAAACUCGAUGAUGACGUUGCUGAUUUACUGAAAAAAACGAAAUUGAUCAUUUGGGAUGAAGCACCGAUGAAUCAUAAACAUGCGUUUGAAGCACUUGACCGAACAAUGAAAGAUAUCUUCAAAUGUGAGAUGACAUUUGGUGGAAAAGUUAUGGUCUUCGGUGGUGACUUUAGACAAAUACUUCCAGUUGUACCAAAUGGCAGUAGGCGAGAUAUCGUUAAUGCUUCAAUCACGUCGUCGUAUAUUUGGAGUAGUUGCAAGGUCCUUACGUUAACCAAAAACAUGAGGUUAACGGUAGGAGCGAACGCAUCUGAUAUAGAGGAGAUUAAAGGUUUUGCGGAUUGGUUGCUUGACUUGGGCGAGGGAAAGAUCGGUGACAGUGAUGAUUGUGAGGUGGUUAUAGAUAUUCCUGAAGAUUUGUUAAUCAAGUGUUCUGAGGAUCCUAUGUCAGAUCUGAUCGAAUUUGUAUAUCCUUCACUUCUUCAACUGUACAAAGAUAAAGAUUAUUUAGCUGAAAGAGCUAUUCUGGCACCAACAAACGAGGUUGUUCAAGAAAUAAAUGAAAAUUUGCUUGAUUCGUUUCCUGGCGAUGAAGUGGAGUAUCUGAGUUCUGAUAGUAUUUGUCAAACCGAUCAAGGAAAGAGUGAAGCAAAUGCGAGACUAUAUUCUCCCGAUGUUCUAAAUGGUUUAAAAAUUUCUGGUCUGCCUAAUCAUCGAUUAGUCCUUAAAGUUGGUGUACCUGUAAUGUUGCUUCGUAAUAUCGAUCAACAAAAUGGUUUGUGCAACGGUACGAGACUACGGAUUACUAAACUUUAUAAACAUGUUAUAGAGGCGGAGAUUAUAUCCGGAGGAAACAUAGGGACCAGAACGUUUAUUCCACGAAUUAGUUUAACACCGUCGGAUAAAAGAAUUCCUAUCAAGUUUCAACGACGACAAUUCCCUAUAAAUGUAUGUUUUGCAAUGACUAUAAAUAAAAGUCAAGGACAAUCUCUAUCGACUGUUGGAUUGUAUUUGAAAUAUCCAGUUUUCUCUCAUGGUCAGCUUUAUGUUGCGUUAUCAAGAGUUAAAAGCAGAGGCGGUGUGAAGUUGCUUAUACUAGACAAAGAUGGGAAUGUAACGAGUAAAACAACAAAUGUAGUCUACAAGGAAGUUUUUUCCGAAAUUUGA